Messenger RNA from Mixia osmundae IAM 14324, 1573 nucleotides. RefSeq lists its product as uncharacterized. The transcript has 2 exons. The coding region runs from base 414 to 1349 and encodes 311 amino acids. Gene Ontology annotation, molecular function: oxidoreductase activity. The record is from RefSeq and is a predicted model, not a curated record. NCBI's taxonomy places the organism in Eukaryota, Fungi, Basidiomycota, Mixiomycetes, Mixiales, Mixiaceae.
AAAGAGAAAGGUGGCAUCGUAUAGAUCGGUGUGAGCGCGAAGACUAGCAGAGAGCCAUACGAAGGUGUACAUGGUAUGCCAAGGAGCGUCUGCAUCGAGCUUGGUCGAACGAGGCAACCUUACGGAAUGAGUUAUGAUUUGCACCGCUGAAUGCGGCUGGCUCUGUGCGAGUCUUUAUUGUGUGUCUGCUCAGGCUAGGCUGGCCGUGCAACGCAUCGAUCACUGCAGAUGUCAUGGCUUAUAUAGAUUCUGGUCUGAUCGAGGGCAAGCUCAGAGGGCGGUCACCGUGAUGAUGGCAAUUCGGAAAUGACGAUGACGAAAUCGCCAUGAUAAUCGAUCAACGGUCGUAGCGGCCACCUCAACACCCCCGACGCAGGCCGUAUAUCUUUUGAGACCAUCACCCAGCCAGAGCAAUGGCAGAUCAACACUAUGAGGGAAAGCUGUCGGCAUUCCCAGUCGAAUCAAUCAAGCCCCAGGAACAAAAUAGACCAGGUCUCGACGCCAAGAUGGAUCCCAUGGCCGAGUUCACGCGCCUGGAGACUUAUGACCUCGAGACGAAUGAGCCCAAGCUUGCUGAAUAUAUCGGAUGCAACAAGCUGAAGGGGCGAGCAUGCCUCCUGACAGGCGCAGAUUCCGGCAUCGCUCGCUCAGCUGCGCUCCUCAUGGCUCGCGAAGGAGCGAACAUCUCGAUUGUGUAUCUACCAGCAGAACAGAAAGACGCAGAUGACGUCAAGAAGCAGAUCGAGGAGAAGGAAGGGACAAAGUGCCUCUUGCUCCCUUAUGAUCUCACAAAACGAGACAACUGCAAGAUCGUCGUCGACAAGCAUAUCGAGACCUACGGCAGACUUGAUGUUCUCGUCAACAACAGUGCGCGUCAGAAACAAUCCGACAAUUUUGCAGAGAUAGACUUGGAUGACGUCGAACUCACUUACCGCACCAAUAUCUGGACCAUGUUUGCCGUCACAAAGUACGCCAUGCCACAUCUCAAACGAGGCGCUUCGAUCAUCAACACCGGUUCGGUAGCAGCCGCAAUGGGAAACCCCUCUCUCGUCGAUUAUUCCAGCACGAAGGCUGCCAUUGCCACCUUCACAAAGUCCUUGGCGCUCCAGCUCGCGCCAAAGGGCAUCAGGGUGAACUGCAUCGCUCCUGGCAUCAUCUUCACACCCUUUCAGCCCACUUCGAACGAUGCCGAUACUAUGAAGCAGAUCGGUAAAGGUGAACCACCUCUCGGCCGGCCGGGGCAGCCAAGCGAGCUCGGUCCGGCUUAUGUCUGGCUAGCGAGCGCAGAGUCGAGCUACAUCACUGGCACAGUCAUUCACAUAAACGGCGGCAUCGAUGUGUCUGCUUAGAUGGCGAAAAAAGAGGUAUACUCUGGCAGCUUCAGGCAGCAUGUGUAGAAAUACAAAGCAUUCGUAGAGAGACACAAAGUGCUAGAAAUACAUGUACAGGGAUGCAGACAUCUAGAUAAUGCGUACUUUGCUGGUCGGCAUCGUCAGUGCCACGGACCAAGAUCUGAAUGCUCGCAGCCUUCUGGGCAUUGCCUGCAGGUGCCGCCCAACUGACGAGGCAGUGC